Messenger RNA from Cucumis sativus (cucumber), 1860 nucleotides. RefSeq names its product protein DETOXIFICATION 29. Gene Ontology annotation, biological process: xenobiotic detoxification by transmembrane export across the plasma membrane. The coding region runs from base 78 to 1592 and encodes 504 amino acids. The transcript is spliced from 9 exons. The record is from RefSeq and is a predicted model, not a curated record. Gene Ontology annotation, cellular component: vacuolar membrane. NCBI's taxonomy places the organism in Eukaryota, Viridiplantae, Streptophyta, Magnoliopsida, Cucurbitales, Cucurbitaceae. Gene Ontology annotation, molecular function: antiporter activity; xenobiotic transmembrane transporter activity.
AGUAUAAAAACCGGUGGGUUUUCUUGGGUGCGUUAGCCAAGCAGAGUGUGACGCUGUACGCCUAAUCUCUUUGUUCAAUGGCGGAACUUUCUCAGCCACUUCUCUCGCAGAGUGAGGAAAAUAAACUGAUCGACUCGCCGGAAUCCGGCAGGAAAGAUACGAAGGUUCUUUUUGCUCCCGACGCCGAUGACAUCCCUCCAAUCAACACCGCACGUGAUUUCUACAGAGAGUUCUGUAUCGAAUUAAAGAAACUGUGGUACCUUGCAGCUCCGGCGGUUUUCACAUCCAUUUGCCAAUAUUCUUUCGGAGCCAUCACUCAACUUUUCGCCGGACAAGUCAGCACCAUCGCACUUGCCGCCGUCUCCGUUGAGAAUUCCGUUAUUGCUGGCUUUUCCUUCGGCAUCAUGCUGGGAAUGGGAAGUGCAUUGGAAACGCUGUGCGGGCAGGCGUACGGGGCAGGGCAGCUGGGUAUGAUGGGAGUGUACCUGCAAAGAUCGUGGGUGAUUCUCCUUACAACGGCGGUGGUUCUAACGCCGAUUUACAUAUUUUCGGCGCCGUUAUUGAAGCUGAUCGGACAGACGGCGGAGAUAUCGGAGGCGGCGGGAGUACUGUCGAUAUGGAUGAUUCCUCAGCUUUAUGCAUACGCUCUUAACUUUCCGGUCAGCAAAUUCUUGCAGGCGCAGAGCAAGAUGAUGGCCAUGUCCGUCAUCUCCGCUGUGGCUUUGGUAUUCCACACGUUCUUUACUUGGCUGUUCAUGCUGAAGCUGGGUUGGGGUUUAGCAGGUGGUGCCAUAGUGCUUAAUGCAUCAUGGUGGGUGAUCGAUUUUGCUCAGAUUGUUUAUAUAUUAAGUGGAAGCUGUGGCCGAGCUUGGUCUGGUUUCUCGUGGCAAGCGUUUCACAAUCUUUGGGGUUUCGUUAGACUCUCUCUUGCAUCUGCGGUCAUGCUCUGUUUGGAGAUAUGGUAUUUUAUGGCUCUGAUACUGUUUGCUGGAUAUUUGAAGAACGCCGAAGUUUCCAUUGACGCGCUGUCCAUAUGCACGAACAUCUUGGGGUGGACUGUGAUGGUCGCUUUUGGAAUAAAUGCAGCCAUAAGUGUUCGAGUAUCAAACGAAUUGGGAGCAGCACAUCCAAGAACAGCAAGAUUUUCAUUGGUAGUAGCUGUAGCAUCGUCGUUCGUUGUGGGUCUCAUUCUAACAGCUAUUCUCAUUAUCACAAAGGACGAUUAUCCUUACUUAUUUUCGAAUGAUUCAGCCGUGAGACAAAUUGUCAAGAACCUAACUCCUAUGCUUGGUUUCUGCAUUGUCGUCAACAAUAUCCAACCAGUUCUAUCCGGAGUGGCUGUUGGAGCUGGAUGGCAAGCUGUUGUGGCUUAUGUGAAUGUUGGCUGUUACUAUUUGUUUGGGAUUCCUUUGGGCCUUCUUUUGGGUUUCGCUCUUCACUGGGGUGUUUUGGGAAUAUGGUCUGGCAUGAUUGGAGGAACCAUAAUUCAGACUUUCAUAUUGGUAUGGAUGGUGUACAAAACCAAUUGGAAUGAAGAGGCAUCUGUUGCUGAGGAUAGAAUAAGGAAAUGGGGAGGUCCCACUGUUUCCUAAUAGAAUCACUUCUAAAAGCAUGGAGGGAAGCUAAAAACCAACCAACAUUGGCAUUGCUGUCCAUGGGGAUGUGAUGAAGAAGUUCAAAUUAGUUAUACAUCCUAUUUGAUAAAGGGUUUCAUUUUUGUCUUCUUUUUUUUGUUUAUUUACUCACUACCAAUAUGAUUCUGUUAGGAUCAACGAAUUAUUUGUUCAAAGCGUUUCUCAAAGAUAAUAAAACAAACAAACUAUUUACAUUUACAAAAGCCAAAGACAAAAUCCUUUCAAA